This is a messenger RNA of Adineta steineri, 273 nucleotides long. Lineage: Eukaryota; Metazoa; Rotifera; Eurotatoria; Adinetida; Adinetidae. The record is from the annotation of a GenBank genome assembly.
AUGAGUCUCUUUUGCGAUGAUGGUUGUUAUCCAGUGGCACAUCACUAUUCAACAAAACGACGAUCAAGUCGAGCAGAUGGAUCAUCAUUUGAAGUAGCUUCUACUGAAGCUAGAAGUGUUAAAGACAAAUACUCCUUGAAAGUUCCAACACCUUUUGGUACUGUGAAAUUCAAUGAAAGUCAUGCACGACAUGCAGCCAAAGGUUCACGUGCAAAAGCAAGCCGAUUUUCAGCCGCGUCAAAUAGUAUUUCUCAUGGAGCCUCCUUCUUCUAA